CUCAUUAGAAAAAUAACAACAAAAUUUCAAGAAAUUCAAGUUUGGAGAAAGAUGGAAAUUCAACUGCAAGAUCAAGAACAAGAGAUGCAGUACCAAGGUCAGAUAUGGAAUCAUAUUUGUGGAAAUGUUGAUACACAAGUUCUUAAAUGUGCAAUUAAAUUAGGUGUUUUUGAUACCAUUCAGAACUCUGAUAAGUCCAUGUUAGACUUAACCGAGAUGUCAAGCUCAUUAUCUUUAUCUCCAAUCAAACCCGAAAACUUAUAUCGACUACUGAGAUACUUGACUCAUAUGAAUCUUGUUACCCUUACUUCAGUUGAAGGAACUGAAAUGUUUUCAUUAACCGACUUAUCCAAGUUACUACUUGGAAAUCAAGAAAAGAGUUUGAAGGACUGGGCACUAGGCAUCGGCCACGAAGAGGGGAUGGGAGUAUGGCACGAACUAAGCAGCUCUUGCUCGAUGCUGGCCGGUGGGCCGACGCCUUGGGAGAUGGUUUUUGGUGAAGGUUGUUAUGAGUAUACAGAUAAAGAACUGGGUGACACAUUCAACAAAGCUAUGUCUAGUGAUACCAGAUUGGCAAUGCCUGCAGUAAUCCGAGGUUGUGAUAAGAUUUUGAGAGGACUUAAUUCAUUAGUUGACGUCGGGGGUGGUAAUGGUACCGCUAUGAGUUAUGUUGUUAAGGCAUUUCCUCAUGUGAAAUGCACGGUUUUCGAUUUACCCAAAGUCGUUGAGAGGGCUCAGGAAUGCCAUGGUGUUGAGUUUAUUGGUGGUGAUAUGUUUACUUCAAUCCCUCCUGCUGAUGCUGUUUUUCUAAAGUUCAUGCUACACAACUGGGGAGAGGCUGAAAGUAUAAAUAUACUGAGGAAGUGCAAGGAAGCAAUUCCGGCAGAUAAAGGUAUGGUGAUCAUCAUGGACAUAGUGCUGGAUCAAGAUGACGAAGAUGAUAUUGAUAUAGUACGAGCAAAAUUGAGCCUCGAUCUGGAUAUGAUGUGUAUAGGAGGUAGGGAAAGGACUAAAGAAGAGUGGAAAAAUCUACUUGAGAUAUCUGGCUUUACGAGGCAUGAAUUCCUUCCAAUUGUUGCCAUACAGUCGAUCAUUGUUGCGUAUCCUUAAUUAAGCAACCAUUAAAAGCUUUUCUUGUGUUUGUUUAGAAAUAGUCAUGCAUUGCUCUGAUUUUUGAGGUUUCUGGUUAGAAAGUCUUGGACAAUCUUGUCUUUGUAAGCUGGCUAUCAAAGCUAGUUUGGCCAAUAGACUUUCUGUUUGUUUCUUUUCUUAUUUGUUUGUUUGUUAACGUUAAAGUCCAAUGCGAGUGUCGUUUUUCUUUUUUUUUUCUUCUGAUUUCAAGUUUACCAACUUUAAAAUCGCUGGCCACUGGUAAAUGACAUUUGGAAGGAAAUAUCUUGAUCCUGUCAAGCUUGAUCACUCGGAAAAGAAGUUAUGGGACAAUUGGAUGAUAUAUAUGAAGUAGUUUAAUGUUUUUGUUUGGAGUC
Messenger RNA from Papaver somniferum (opium poppy), 1487 nucleotides. Its product is annotated as 3'-hydroxy-N-methyl-(S)-coclaurine 4'-O-methyltransferase 2-like. Gene Ontology annotation, biological process: methylation. The record is from RefSeq and is a predicted model, not a curated record. The transcript has 2 exons. Gene Ontology annotation, molecular function: protein dimerization activity; O-methyltransferase activity; S-adenosylmethionine-dependent methyltransferase activity. NCBI's taxonomy places the organism in Eukaryota, Viridiplantae, Streptophyta, Magnoliopsida, Ranunculales, Papaveraceae. Bases 52 to 1110 code for a protein of 352 amino acids.